AUGAUCAGAAAAGACUGGACACAUUCAGGUGUUGCCAAAUUAUACACAGAUAUUCAAAAGAAUGGUUAUCAAAUUUUAUAUCUAACGAGUAAAGCUAUUAGACAAGUCAGAUAUACCAGAGAUUACUUAAAGAAAGUAGAACAAGACAAAUGCCAAUUGCCUGACGGACCUGUUAUUAUAUCACCUGAUCGCUUAUUGACUGCCUUUCAUAGUAAUAGGAUAACAGAUGCUUUAUCUUAUCAAAGUGUUAAUAUACCAUCAUCAAGGAUAUUUACAAUUGACACAAAUGGCGAAGUGAAGCUGCAAUUAUU
Molecule: messenger RNA, 311 nt
Organism: Funneliformis mosseae
Lineage: Eukaryota; Fungi; Glomeromycota; Glomeromycetes; Glomerales; Glomeraceae
Source: the annotation of a GenBank genome assembly